AUGAAUUUCGAUCUACCCCCCGAUUUGGUGUCCUACAUCGACUCCCUCGACAAGUUUAUCAACUCCACUAUCCUUCCCCUGCAGCACACCAACGACAAUGAUCGGUUCUUUGACCACCUUCGGCCAUAUGUCGCAUUUCUAACCUGUCGGGGUCUAGGCCAGGCACGCCGACUCGCUGAUUCGGCUGGCUUCUAUCGAUUUGCCUUGCCCAAGAUGUACGGCGGCCAGGGACACCCGGAGACCAAUGUCUGGAUGUCGGCCAUCCGCUUCCAUCUCUCAUCGCAUCCGGUUUACGGCGGCGGACUUGGCCUUGCAAACGAUCUGCAGAACGAGCACAGCGUGGUGGGCAACUUUCCAGACGUCCUGAUGAUCCAUCAUUUUGGGACUGAAGAGCAGAAACGCACGCUCAUCCCCAAGCGUCUGCGAGGUGAGUUCCGCGCGACCUUCGGACUGACCGAACCGGACCAUGGGAGCGAUGCGACGUUCAUGUCGACCGUGGCGAAACGCGUGGGUGACGGAUUCGAAAUCACCGGGCGCAAGAAAUGGCAGACGGGCGCGCAUCACUGCACACAUAUGAUUAUCUUUGCGCGCACAUCAAACAAGUCCGGAUCAGCCAAGGGGAUCACCGCAUUCCUCGUGCCCCGCGAGACCCCCGGCAUCCGAGUGUCCAGUUUCGAAUGGACGUUCAACAUGCCGACAGAUCAUGCCACCGUCGAGCUGGACAAGGUGUGGGUGCCUGCUUCAGCGGUCUUGGGGCAAGUCGACUUUGGACUCGCAAUCGCACAGACCUUUGUCCAUGAAAAUCGCAUCCGACAGGCGGCAAGCUCCUGUGGUGCUGCCAAGUACUGUCUCGAUCGCAGCAUCGAACGGGCCCGCAGCCGGAAGAUCUGGGGCGAGGGCCGGUCGUUGGCGGACCACCAGGCGAUCCAGUUUCCUGUUGUGGAGCUGAUGACCCAGGUCGAGAUGCUGCGUCUGUUGAUUCUGAAGACGAGCUGGGAUAUGGACCGCAUUGUCGCCUCGUCCACGACUACCCCGUGGAUUCGGAUCGAGAAGGAGUUGAGCGACAAGGUGGCCAUGUGCAACUUCUGGGCUAACCGGCUCUGUUGCGAGGCCGCCGAUCGAGCGAUUCAGAUCCAUGGCGGUGAUGGCUACUCGCGCCAUUACCCAUUUGAGCAUAUUUACCGCCAUUUCCGCAGAUACCGCAUCACCGAAGGAGCCGAGGAGAUCCAGAUGAGAAAGAUUGCUGCGUAUUUGUUCAGUUUUGGCGGCAAAGAAGCCCGUGGAAAGACAAGAUUGUAG
Molecule: messenger RNA, 1299 nt
Organism: Aspergillus terreus NIH2624
Lineage: Eukaryota; Fungi; Ascomycota; Eurotiomycetes; Eurotiales; Aspergillaceae
Product: acyl-CoA dehydrogenase family protein
Exons: 3
Coding region: 1-1299 (432 amino acids)
Biological process (GO): butyrate catabolic process; fatty acid beta-oxidation using acyl-CoA dehydrogenase
Molecular function (GO): flavin adenine dinucleotide binding
Source: RefSeq, a predicted model, not a curated record